AACGACGGCACAAGACAAAAGGGCGGGCAUAGCCGAAGAGGCAAAUUGUGUGGUGGGCUUUGCCAUCAAAUCCCAACCCGGGAUCAUCAACCACAGGGCGCGCUAUCCACAUCGUUUCCCGCGCAAAUGAACGCCAUGGCCGCCCCCGCCACCGCCUCCACGUUGCUCCCGGCGAGGACCUACUCAAGCGCCCGCCCCGUCGCACGGACCGCUGCCCGGUGCCUCCCAAGAAGGUCAGGAGGAGAGAGCAUGCUGUCGCCCUCCCCUCUCCGCUUGUCCGCCGGGAGAACGCGGCGAGCAGAGGCAGCUCGCGCGUCCGCGGCGGGCGCGGGCGGAGCGCCGGCUGCAGCCCUGCCGGCGGCGCUGCUCUUCGACUGCGACGGCGUGCUCGUGGACACCGAGAAGGACGGCCACCGCAUUUCCUUCAACGAGACUUUCGCCGAGAGGGAAUUAGGUGUGAGCUGGGAUGUUGAAUUGUACGGAGAAUUGCUCAAGAUAGGUGGUGGGAAAGAAAGGAUGACAGCACAUUUCAACAAGACAGUGUGGCCAGCUAAAGCGCCAAAGACUGACGAAGAAAGAAAGGAAUUUAUUGCUUCUCUUCACAAGAGGAAAACAGAAUUGUUUAUGGCCCUAAUUGAGAAGAAGUUGCUUCCUCUCCGUCCAGGUGUUCAAAGGUUAAUUGAUGAAGCUCUAGGAAAAGGGGUGAAAGUUGCAGUAUGCAGUACUUCAAACGAGAAAGCUGUUUCAGCAAUAGUAUCGUGCUUACUGGGGCCCGACCGAGCAGAAAAGAUUACCAUAUUUGCUGGGGAUGUGGUUCCUCGCAAAAAACCUGAUCCGGCAAUCUACUUGCUAGCAGCAACUACAUUGGAAGUUGAUCCAUCUAGCUGUGUUGUUGUUGAAGACAGUAACAUAGGGCUUUCAGCGGCCAAAGCUGCUGGUAUGAAGUGCAUUGUAACAAAAAGCGGGUACACCGCCGACGAGGACUUCGUGAUAGCGGACGCCGUGUUCGAUUGCAUCGGCGACCCUCCGGAAGGGCGCUUCGAUUUAGAGUUCUGCGCCAACCUCCUCCAGAAACAAUUCGUGAGCUGAGUAAGCAUGCGCUCAGAGUCAACCGGCCUCGUACAUAAAUCUUGUACAGAAGUUUGCCAAGAGUGGUAACCACCACUUGUAAAUGGUUUUGAAUAUAAAAGAAACGCCGCUAUUUUGCACAAUGCACAAAGAAAUGGCUGGCAUUCAGCGACACUUGCAAAAA
This is a messenger RNA of Triticum urartu, 1252 nucleotides long. RefSeq names its product Haloacid dehalogenase-like hydrolase (HAD) superfamily protein. Gene Ontology annotation, molecular function: hydrolase activity. Lineage: Eukaryota; Viridiplantae; Streptophyta; Magnoliopsida; Poales; Poaceae. The record is from RefSeq and is a predicted model, not a curated record.